This is a messenger RNA of Dichomitus squalens LYAD-421 SS1, 4266 nucleotides long. RefSeq lists its product as uncharacterized. The transcript has 11 exons. Gene Ontology annotation, biological process: cytoskeleton-dependent cytokinesis. Gene Ontology annotation, cellular component: septin complex; septin ring; cytosol. Gene Ontology annotation, molecular function: GTP binding; molecular adaptor activity; GTPase activity. The record is from RefSeq and is a predicted model, not a curated record. NCBI's taxonomy places the organism in Eukaryota, Fungi, Basidiomycota, Agaricomycetes, Polyporales, Polyporaceae. Bases 128 to 2209 code for a protein of 693 amino acids.
CUGGUCGUCGCUGGUCGCUCUCCCGUCUCUCCCUCUUCCGCCGCUCGUUUCGACACCCCAAUAGCCUCGUUCGAGACCCUCCUGUCGACACCCACGCGUCCCCGCCCCCGCCUCUUCGCCUACCAACAUGUUCACCUUCCGCCGCAAGCCGAAAAAGUCAGAGGACAACGGCGGCCCGCCCUUCAUUCGCACCUCGCCCUCCCUCCCCGAGCUCUCCGCGCAGGGCAUCCCCUGGCCUAGCAACCUCGUCGACCUGUCCCAGCUCCCACAGGACACACCCGCGUCUCCCCCUCGCGGUGCGGCCAAGACCUCCUUCACGGCCGACGCUGCCCACCCCGUUCCAUUCCACAAGCCGUGGUCGUCCCCGGGCAAGGCAACGGACAGCCCCACUGGGCGCCCGAUCGCGUCCUUGUACCUCUCCAGCCCGCCCUCCGCGUUCGAGACCCGCAAGAGCAGCCAUGGCUCGGCUCGUCCGCGCCCGAGCCAGAGGCGCAACAGGAACCCCACCACGUUCAAUGUCAUGGUGGCUGGCGCGCAAGGCGUCGGCAAGACUUCCCUUCUCCGUUUGCUCUUGGAUACGGCGGACAUCUCCCCGACCGCCACGGCAGACCAGAAAGCGGCGGUGGAGCGCUUUCUUCGCGGUCCGCCGAAGGGGACGGAGAGCAUACAGUCCGCCUGCGUAGAGAUCUGCGAGAGCAAGUACGACAGGCUGUUGCUGUCCGUCAUCGACACGCCCGGCCUCGACUUCCGGGAGGGACAUGAGCUCAAACUGGAACGCCAAGUCUCGACGAUCGUGAAGUACCUGGACUCGCAGUUCGCAGACACACUGAAUGAGGAGUCAAAGGUCGUGCGUCAAAGCAAAGGAGACCAACACAUUCAUUUGUGUAUCUAUAUGAUCGACCCCUCGUCCGUCCUGACCGAGGGCGCGCGCCGCGCCCAGUCCUCCUACCCCACCAAAGUGCGCUCAGAGGUGACCGUCUCGUACAAGCCGCCAGACCUCUCGUCCAUGUCGGACGACACCGACUCGGAAGACGAGGAGGACGAGAACGGGCUGACGAUGUCCCCCGCCGACAUCCGCGUCAUGCGCCGCAUCGCCGCGCGCGCGAACGUGCUCCCCGUCAUCGCGCGCGCGGACUCGCUCACGGACGCGAAGCUCGCCGCGGUCAAGAAGGUCGUCCGGCGCGACCUGCGCGCCGCGGACCUCGACUUUGGCGUGUUCGGGCCCGUCGGAGCGGACGACGCCGCGAAGAGCCCGGCCGACGAGCGUGCGAACGGGAACUGGAACGGGCACGGGCACACGAACAGCACCAGCCACGAUAGCCAGCACAGCGCCGACGACGCGGCUCAAGCCCACGGCGAUGGCAGCCGGCUCGCCAGCGGUUCCCCCGAGCCAAGCCAGGAGAACGAGAAGCCUCAGAAGGAGGAGGCCAACGGCACGGACCAGCAGCAGCAGCAGCAGCCAGAGAACGACGCUGGCGAGCGGCCCUCCCGGCCCGUCAUCAAGCUGCGCCCGACGCGGCUCGCGCGGCGGCCCUCACGGUCGCGGUCGCGUCUGGAGAUGUCGGAGACGACGCUCGCGGAGGACCCGCACGCGCUCGAGCUGAUCAACGACACGGAGAGCGUCGCGAGCGUGCGUUUCUCGGCGCACAUCGUCGCGAAGACGGACCUGAGCGCGCAGCUGCCCUUUGCGCUCAUCACGCCCGAGCACGUGCGCCGCCACCGCGCCCUCAAGGGCGCCGUCGCAUCGCCGUCGGAGGCGGGCGUAAACGGCCACGGCCACGGCUACGGAAACGGGGCGGACGCGCACUCCAGUCAGGGGCAUGCGCAUGGGAGGAGGGAGUCGAUGGUCGCGCCGUCCGAGGACGGGCAUGCGCAAUCGGUCGCGCAGGGCACGAUCACGUCGCCGAUCAGCCCUUCGACGACGGCGUCGCUGCGCCACUACCCGUACCUCCAGGGGCCGCCCGCGGACCUGAAGGGCGUGUUCGUGCGCCGGUUCCGGUGGGGGACGGUCGACGUGCUGAACCCGGAGCACUGCGACUUUGCCGCGCUGCGGACGGCCGUGAUGUCGACGCACAUCAAGCUGCUCAAAAUCCGGACGAAGGAGGUGCUGUACGAGAAGUACAGGACGGAGAAACUGCUCGCCAGGCGCGCGACGCGCAACAUCGGCGAGGACGAGACUCGCAGGUUGCUGGAAGAUCUGGGAUUGUAAUUGAUGAAUUCGGUGCCCUUGACCUGUAUCGGUGUUGCUUCCGUAUCUACUGAUAACCUUAUUUUCGGUCGAGCCGCGAGGUAUGGCGGCGACCCUUUCUGACGUUCCCUGAUGUUAUGUGUAUCGCUCGCUCCAUUCCCUCCCCCCCUUUUACAAGCCUCGGCUUCUCGUGUAUACCUCCAUGCUGACGUUCUCGUACGCUGUUGACCAUACUACCGCUUACGCCUUGUCUGUAGUUUGACCUCUGGAUUUUUGUCUUCACGCCUGCGCACGUCUUUCGUUCUUCCGUCCCUCUCCCCCCUCGCAUUGUCACCUGUCAUCAGUCACCUGUUCUUAUGCUGUUCGUCCUCGUCGGAGAUGAUCCAUUCCUUGUUGGUAUUUUCCGAAUACCUGCUCCAUUCUGAUACCGGUCGUGCUCGGUAAAUGUACGUGUUAUAUACAGACUAUCAGCUCUUGUGCUUCGCCUCGAGUUUCUCUAUCUCCUCUUCCGAUAGCCCGUCCAGUCUUACAAGAAGAUAAUCCACCUCUACCUCCUUCGUCAAUGGAAUGAUGUAGUGCUCGUACAGCUCCACGACGCCGUCUACGUCUAUCUUCCGGGUCGCCGAGUCGUCUAGCGGUUCGCCUUCCGGGGAGAAGUUGAUAGCGUACAGCGACGCUUUGCCCCGCAGCCUCUGCAGGAGCUUCUUCUCGACCUCUGGUUUUGUGAUCAGGGCCUCCAACGCCUCGCGGUUGCGCGACCUGAUAUGUGGGAUGAACGCGGCCGGGUUGUCCCUGAACUUGCUCUCCGAGACGAACUUCCCGUAGUGGACGCGCUUCGAGAUCGCCUGGAGCACCUCCAGGUCGACGAACGCCGCGCUGCCGUAGUUCCCGUCGUCCUCGUACUCGUCGUCGCCCGUGAUGCCGUUCGCGCGCUUCACCGCCGCGAGCGCGAUUGUCGCCGCGCGGGUGAUGCGGGGGACGAUGGACUGGGUGUAGAACGAGAGGAUGGACGCGUUCACGUUGAUCUUGUUCGGGUAGAGAAUCGGCGGGUGGGGGAAGGGCUUGAGGAUGGGCGGGGGGAGCUCGUUGAUGUCCGUGAACGGGUACUCGUCUGGGCUGGUGUACCUCCUCGCCUUCGCAUGGAAGGACUCCGUCUCUUUCAGGAACCACUCCAGCCAGCUGCCAUGGAAGCCGAUGUCUUUGAGCUCCUGGAUCUCGCCGCGCCGGUACGCCUUGGGGUUGUGCGCGAACUGCGCGCGCUCUAUGAGCGAGAAGAUGAUCGUGUCCUCGAGCCGUGUUAGGAUCGCGCGAAUGCGGUCGAGCGAGAGGGGAUCGCCGCCGAGGAUGAAGUUCUGUUCUGGGAGAGGGACGCUGGCCAUCGCGGGUGUUGUACUCCUCGUUCGAGAUGAGUUCGUUGCUCAAGCUUAGAGGGUGCGAACUGGUUGCUCGUUGAAGCACGAAGCUCACGGCGCGCGCGAUGCUGAACAGAUCGAGUCUUAUGGCCGCCGACCACACGCUGUGGCACGGCAAUUUCAGGUUAUGGGCUCAGCGUCCGUUGUUUAGCACUGCGAUAUCAUGACACCACUCCCUUGUCUCUUGACGGAUGGCGAUAGAGGUGGCAGUCCAAUCUAUCAGUCGUAUCACCGCGGGUUCAACGCUUCCAGUGCAGCGUGCCUUCACAAGCUGAAGACGCCAUUAUAUCGGAUAACUGAGGUUACGCCAAUGUUAUAGAUCCUGCUGAGUGGUUGACUCCCGAGCCACCCCCCAACAUCAUCUAUCUAUGCAAUGAAUACUCCUCGUGUUCGAAGUGACGCCUACGGUAGGUUCUGCAUUGAACGCUACUGGAGUCCCUUCGAUCCGAUGGAUGCGGCACGGGGUAACUUUAGCGGUCUCUGCACAUCCCCCUUCCUCAUCUAUGACGCCUACUCAACGUAGACCUCUACAAUAUAUCUGUCGAUCGAUAUCACUCCAGAGAAAGUCGCGGUACGGACUCGCCGUCGUGGUGCGAACAUGCUGCCCCACAUCGGAGCCUAGGUUGAGGCAAUUCAGUUCCAAGAACCACCUGUGGAGACUCACCU